Lathyrus sativus (Indian pea) is the source of this 531-nucleotide messenger RNA. The record is from the annotation of a GenBank genome assembly. Lineage: Eukaryota; Viridiplantae; Streptophyta; Magnoliopsida; Fabales; Fabaceae.
AUGGAAAAAACUAAAGUAAGUAGAUGUCUUAACUUGGGAUCAUAUAACUAUCUUGGUUCUGCUGCGGCUGAUGAAUACUGCACUCCUCGAGUAAUUGAUACAUUGAAGAAGUAUUCUCCAAGCACUUGCAGUACGCGGGUGGACGGGGGCACAACUGCACUUCACAAUGAAUUGGAGGAAUGUGUAGCUAGUUUUGUUAGAAAGCCAGCUGCGUUGGUUUUUGGAAUGGGCUAUGUGACUAACUCUGCUAUUCUUCCGGUCUUGAUGGGGAAGGGAAGUUUGAUUAUUAGUGAUUCACUGAACCACAACUCAAUUGUUAAUGGUGCACGGGGAUCAGGAGCAACUAUUCGUGUUUUUCAACACAACGUGCCAGCACAUCUAGAAGAGGUUUUACGAGAACAAAUUGCUGAUGGGCAGCCAAGAACACACAGGCCUUGGAAGAAGAUAAUGGUUGUUGUGGAGGGGAUAUACAGCAUGAAAGGAAAGCUUUGCAAACUUCCAGAGAUCAUAGCUAUAUGCAAAAAGUUUUAA